This is a messenger RNA of Chenopodium quinoa (quinoa), 1547 nucleotides long. RefSeq lists its product as uncharacterized. Bases 506 to 1102 code for a protein of 198 amino acids. The transcript is spliced from 6 exons. The record is from RefSeq and is a predicted model, not a curated record. Lineage: Eukaryota; Viridiplantae; Streptophyta; Magnoliopsida; Caryophyllales; Amaranthaceae.
GAUUACUUAAUUGAAUAGGGUUAAAUUUAAGUAAAUCAUCAAAUUAACAUAAAAAAAUGUAAAAAUCAAAUCGCACAUUGAUUUUUUAUUUUUUUUUAAAUCCCUUUCAUUUGAAUCGAAAGAUUUCCCAUAUAACGGUUGCACCACAUGACAAUACAACCCUCUCAUAUACUCAACAAACUUAGAUGUUACAUACUUACCCGACCAAUUGGGGACGUGCGUCACGCACUCACAUCUAGCACCACCACCAUCUCGUCCGCCGUCCCCAACACCAUCCUCGCGCCAUCACCACCAGCUCAUAAGUUGUUUUAAAUUCACACCCUCAAGGGCCCCAACCCCAAGUAUAUAAUUCAAAACCUCCUCGGCUAGUCGGCUCCUAACCAACUCAACACUCUCACUAGUGCACUUCUUUCACUUCCUCAGACAGCCAGACCAACCUGCCGCGACUCCUACCGCCGCCUCCUCUGCCACAACCACCAUCUGUUAAACACUUCUUUCUCUUGUUAUGGAAAAUAUUCUCAAGAAAUAUCAACAAAAAUUCAAGAAAGUUCGAGAAGAAAUGGAUAAUUGGGAAGACAUUCAAUCCCGCCUACUCUCUCAGUUUUCUAAUGCUUCUUCGAUUAUUGGAAGAAUUGAGGUGAUUGGAAAUAAGAAGAAUUAUGGUUGUUUGAAGGGUGUUGAUGGGAUUGAAGAUGCAGUUUUGCAGAAGCAAAUGGAGUCUUUGGAGACAAUUUUGCUCUCAAUUAAGAAGACUAUGGAGGAUUUCCACAGUAUUGUACUGUCUCUGGAAAAGAUGGUCAGAGACAGUAGGCAGCUUGCUGGAAGAGGAUCUCAUGUGCUUUCCACUAAACAACUGCAGCAAAGAGUGGGAAUUAAACCAAGUCUUUCAGAUUGCUUAGAUGGGCUUGCUAUUUUGCAGGAGAUGCACAGCUCUGAGUACCGUCUUAAAUCAUCAGUGGUUUCUGCACUCUUGAGUAUUGCUUUAAAGCCCAGUUCCAAAGAUUUGGGAGCAUUGCGUCAGCUUUUGUUCGAUCAGCCAAAUAUUCCAAGAGAUGAAGUACAGUUAAUCUAUGACAUCAUAUUUGCUGAAGACAUUUCUUGAGUUAGAGAUUGGUCAUCUGUCAUUUGAAGCUGGAAUUUUGUAAAAGUGCUGUUCAGCCUUGAUCAACUGGACUUCAGUCAUUUAAAGCUUGAUCUCUGUGAUAUGGUUGGCGGGGUUAUGGCAUCACAGCACUCCCUCACUGAAGUACAUCUAAUGAGGAUGCAUCUCAGUAUCACAUGUAGCAGCAGGUUUCCAGUGCGGAUGAUAUUCAGGAUAAUACAGAAGCCCUUGAGCCUCUCUGGCGUUUUAUACUUUAAUUUAUAUUAUUAUUCAUACAAAGUAUAUACGGAGUAUUAUUCUGGGGAAAAAUCCCAGGUGAACAGAAAAAGGUAGCUUGUAUGCAAUAUAUUGUGUACCGAUAUUUCUAUGAUCAUUAGCAUCUAUUAUUAUUUUGUGAAUCAUCAGUAUGUACUUCCUCUUUGUUGCAUAGAAUUCUUGAUCAUUA